AGGUAAGAUGAGCGCGGAGGAGUUCCUGGCGGAGGCGCAUUUGCUCAAGAAGAUGAGGCACCCGAAGCUCCUCCAGCUCUAUGCCGUGUGCACGAUGGAGGAGCCUUACUUCAUCAUCACGGAGCUCAUGCGCCACGGAUCGCUUCUCGACCAUCUCAGAGGUCGAGGACGCGGGAUGGUCCUCGAGGACAGAGUGUACAUCGGGGCGCAGGUGGCCUCGGGCAUGGAGUACCUCGAGAACAAGAAUUUCAUCCACCGGGACUUGGCCGCGAGGAACGUCCUGGUGGGCGACCACAACACGGUCAAGGUGGCGGACUUCGGGCUGUCGAGGCUCGUCAAGGAGGAAGAGUAUGAGGCGCACGCGGGAGCCAAGUUCCCCAUCAAGUGGACAGCUCCGGAGGCCUUGUCCUUUUCCAAAUUCACGACCAAGUCCGACGUGUGGUCCUUCGGGUCUAUAUCUCAUGGAGUCGUGACAUACUAUGGCGCACAAACCGUCACCAAUAUGAUGUGGAUGUGCCAAGGCAUGUCCAACAUCGAGGUCGUGGAAGCCGUGGAGCGCGGCUACCGCAUGCCGUGCCCGAGCUCGUGCCCGCAACUGCUCUACAACAUCAUGCUGGAGUGCUGGGCAAGGGAGCCGGCCAACCGACCCACCUUCGAGACGCUGCGCUGGAAGCUCGAGGAUUACUUCUUCCUGGAGGAGACGGAGUACCGGGAGGCGGAGGUGGUGAUGUAGGGCGCGGCGGCAGGCAGGCUGGCGUCGCCCCAUGCUGCUUGAUGUAGGCCUAUGGGCGGAGAUGCAAGUUUAUGUGGGGUGUAUGUGCAAUCAAAGGCAAUAAACCCAUGUAUGAUACAGGGCCUAGAUUCCAAUUUACGUAAAAUCAUAAAUUGUGAAAAUCAUGUAGAAUAUUACACGUGAGAUUGUAAAUUACAAAAAAAUACUUUUGGGCUUACAUGAACAGUUAAAUCUGACACUGGAAUUGAGAAAAGUUUUAUUAUAG
Messenger RNA from Penaeus monodon (black tiger shrimp), 998 nucleotides. Its product is annotated as tyrosine-protein kinase Src42A-like. Lineage: Eukaryota; Metazoa; Arthropoda; Malacostraca; Decapoda; Penaeidae. Gene Ontology annotation, biological process: protein phosphorylation; positive regulation of kinase activity; multicellular organism development. Gene Ontology annotation, molecular function: ATP binding; transmembrane receptor protein tyrosine kinase activity. Bases 8 to 733 code for a protein of 241 amino acids. The record is from RefSeq and is a predicted model, not a curated record. Gene Ontology annotation, cellular component: signaling receptor complex. The transcript has 4 exons.